CAGUGCGACACGACGGAUUAUUCACGGACUGCUACCCCCGCGUUAAUAAUACGUCAGGACGGUUUAUUCACGUGAGGCUUGUGAUAUUUGGUGACAUCACCACCGUGGAAAGUGAAUUUCGAAGGUGACCAGACAAAAUCCUUUGAAGAAAACUUGUACUGCGCUCUCAACGUAGUAGGAACUUGACAGUCGCAAUGGACGCCACAAGAGGAGUAGUAGUCGAGCAAGACUUGGGUUAUGCCGUGGCCAUAUUUGAGUACGCUGCAACAGAAACCAAUCAAAUUUCCCUUACUGAAGGGGACAGGAUCAAGAUUGUCAGUAAGCAGGCAAAAAGCAGAGGCUGGUGGAAAGGUGAAUUAAGAGGAAAGACUGGGUACUUCCCGUGUGACUAUGUAAAAGAGGAAAAAGGUGCGACUGAUGGAAACAGUGCUUAGUUCACCGAGGUAGAAUACUGUCAAAGCCCCAGCAUCACAACAGCCAAUCAGCAAAGAGAACAUUUCACCUCAUGCAGAUCAUGGAAAUCAUAGAUGAGAAAUUCAGUUUUCAAUGUCAAGAGGUUUUCUUUUAAUUGUCAAAUCUCAUUUGCAGCCAAAAAGCAGCUUGUAUUCAAGCAAGUAAAAGAUAAAUAUGUGUGAUAUAUAUUAAUGUGAUAUUUCAUAUAAUACAAACAUUGAUUAAAAAAACGAAUAAGUUUUUCUAAAUGAAAGUUUGAAGAUCAGAUUUUUUAACGAAAGUGCAAGUGCCCUAGAAAUAAUAAGUUGUUAAACCCAGAGUUGAGUACUUCUGAAUGUAUCUUAAUGUGGUAAUUUUUUUAUUCAUUUUAUUUGGCACAGAAGAAUGUGUGGUUGCCGUACAAUUUUGUGUAGCUUUUCUAUUGUAAUGACUGGUCUACACCUCUAAUUUAUAAUACACAUACGUACACAUAUUCUAAAUUGUAUCUCUGGACUUACAAUAUUAAAACUUAGACAAAAUCAUAUCUGGAAGUGUAACAAUGGUCAUUAGCUCUUUAAUAUGAUGUUAACAGCCUCAUGUUUUCCUGAGGCUUACAAAGGUACAAAAAAGUGAUGUUCUUUCUUUUUCUUGCCGAUUUCAUGUGAAUACUCUACCUUUUGCUGAUGAAUGUUGUGGUGUGUUUAAGAAGCGGAAGGAAAAUGCAGAAAAAGAAAUAAUUCAACAAAUGAGUUGCAGUUGGCAUUUCUUGGUACAUGGAUGUUUUGUGCAAAAUUUAGAACUGUAUUAAAACGGUUCAUAAGAAGCUUGCCCACGAAACAUGGGAAAUAAUACUUAGAUUUUAGCACAAGCAUUCAAAACGUUUGGCUUGAACGGAAAAGUUCAUAGUCACAUUAUAGUCACAUUAUCACUGUAUUAAACUCUUCCACUAUGAAAAUUGCAAGAAAACGUUUGCGUGUGGCAAUGACAAUGAAAAGCACUUGAAUUUGUAGUCAGAAAGACUUGAAUUGGGAUAAAUUGGAGGAAAAUUUCAAUGAAAAACAAGAAAAAAACAACAUUGAAUUUAGUAAUUAUAAUUUCCAUUACAGUAAUGAUCGGGUUUAUAGUGCAAAUGUAUUAGAUGUUAACAAGUUUCUUCAAGGUGAUUAAACAUGCUAUUUCUAUGGUAUCUUUA
This is a messenger RNA of Lingula anatina, 1624 nucleotides long. RefSeq names its product guanine nucleotide exchange factor VAV2. NCBI's taxonomy places the organism in Eukaryota, Metazoa, Brachiopoda, Lingulata, Lingulida, Lingulidae. The record is from RefSeq and is a predicted model, not a curated record. Gene Ontology annotation, biological process: actin cortical patch localization; endocytosis; plasma membrane tubulation. Gene Ontology annotation, molecular function: protein binding; lipid binding. Gene Ontology annotation, cellular component: actin cytoskeleton.